AUGGCGCGGAAGCGGUCCAAUUCGGUCAAGGAAGCUUUGCGACAGCUUGAGCCGACGUCCUAUAGCACUGAGCGCCGCAAUGGGCCGACGGGAGCCCAACAGCCGGCCUCCGCCGUCGCAUCGCCAUUCAUACGAUGGCUCGUACAGCCCACGGAGAGCGUCAAGCUCAUUGCUCUGAUAUCUGGAGCUUGGGCUGCGAUCGAAUACACUCGACCGGCCAAGCUCAUCAACCCCUUGUCGCCACUUCUCUUCAUCUCGUAUCCGCUCGUACCCGCAUUGAAUGAAAACACGCCGCGAUUCGACAAAGGUCCUCUCGAUCUCGCAUUUGUACUCUUCUACAUUGUAGUGUUGUCCUUUAUGCGUGAGGCGACGACCAGGUUCAUCGUACGGCCCAUCGCCCGCCGCCUCGGGCUCAGCUCGGAAGCGAAGCUUCAAAGAUUCAUGGAGCAAGCCUAUGCGAUUGUCUACUUUUCUGCGUCCGGGUCAUUCGGUUUGGUACGUCCGGGCAUUCAUUAUCUCAAAUUUGUGCUGUUGCCCAGAACCGAGACUUGGCGUGGCCCGAGUACGAAGCUCUCGAUCAAUGGACAGAUCCGAUCUGCGAUUAGAUUUGCAACUAACAAAUCUCUUUCCUCGUCCCAGUGGGUCAUGUCACAUCAGAAGUCGUGGUGGUACAACACGAAGCACCUUUGGCUUGAGUAUCCUCACUGGUAGGCCCACAACGACUCUCGCAUGCUUUUGUACCGGUGGGUCAAUCAUUGAUGGCUUGAUGUGGCAUCCUGUCUGGUCAGGCGGAUGGAAGGCCGGCUCAAGAGUUAUUACUUGUUGCAGCUGUAAGUCACUAUGAGCUCUCAUUUCUUUCAGUACCGAAAAGCGGUUUUUGCCGACUGUUUCUCACUUCCAAUCCAGGGCUUAUUGGUGUCAACAAAUGCUUGUCUUGAUCCUUGGGUGAGUGCGCAAAGCACCCUUGUUUCUGCAUGAAUCUGAUCGACCCUGCAUUACUUUACAGCCUCGAGAAGCCUCGAUCGGACUUCAAGGAGCUUGUGAUACACCAUGUGGUUACACUUUGGCUUGUGGGUUGGAGCUGUGAGCCUUGUCUUCCUGCCUUCCGACACACUUCGAACCGCUUAUCCGUCUCGAGGGCGUCACAUGCAGACUUCCUCAACCUCACCAUGAUCGGGACAGCUAUCUUCGUCUCCAUGGAUUUGCCGGAUAUCUGUCUUGCGGUAUGUGCUGAAGGAACUGAGACUCGAGUCCAAAGCACUGACGCGGAAGCAUCUGAAAUAACACGGGCAGCUGUCCAAGUGUCUCAACUAUCUCAAUCUUCAGCGAACAUCAGAAUGCAGCUUCGUGUUGUUUCUAUGCGUUUGGAAGUAAGUCUUCGAAUCCCCUCUUAUGAUGCGCUCUCAGCAAGCCAGCAAGCAUGCGACCCAGCAUUUGUUGACGUGCCUCUGCUCCUUUUUCGACAUUCUGAUCAGCUAUAUGCGGCAUUAUCUCAACAUACGCAUACUCUUUUCCGUUUGGAAUGAGUUCGAUUUGAUACCGCAUGAAUACCGAAGCUGGACUGCCGCGGCAGACCAUCCCAGCGGCUGGUGGCUGCUCUACGGCCGGCAGACUCUGGUCUUGCCUCCUUGGUUGAAGUAAUUGCAACUGCUUCCUCCAACGUAUCUCACGCGCGCUCACCGAGGAGAGCUGACACCGUUCGACACAACCUUCGUCCGAACAUACGCACAGAUAUCAAAUAUUCGCUCCCAUCAUGGCUUUGCAGCUCGUCAACACAUUCUGGUCCUUCUUGAUUUGGAGGUGAGACGACACUAAACCGUCCGUCGUGCCGUCGCCUCCGCUGAUAAAGAUAAAUGUUCCGCGGCAGAAUUCUCUGGAGAAUGAUCGCGGGUAUUCCCGCAGUCGACACACGCGAGGACGGAGAAGCAAGCGACGAUGGGCGACAAUUGAUUGACAGGUCCGCUACUGCCGUCCCGAGGAAGACAAUCAAGAAAUCGCAGUAA
This is a messenger RNA of Microbotryum saponariae, 2003 nucleotides long. NCBI's taxonomy places the organism in Eukaryota, Fungi, Basidiomycota, Microbotryomycetes, Microbotryales, Microbotryaceae. The record is from the annotation of a GenBank genome assembly.